Molecule: messenger RNA, 2181 nt
Organism: Symbiodinium natans
Lineage: Eukaryota; Dinophyceae; Suessiales; Symbiodiniaceae
Source: the annotation of a GenBank genome assembly
AUGGGGUGCUGUGGAAGCGCAUCUGCGCUACCUAUGGAGGCCCCAGCAGGGACUUUGCCGACGCUGCUGGUUCAAGUUGCCCGGAGCCAGGCUGAGGAGAAGUCAGACCAUAAGGCGUUGGGACGUGCAGAGUUGUCGCCCUACUUUGCAGGCAGCUACCUCCGAGGAGAGUUGUUCCAGGGGGAGCAGUACGUCAAUGACCUGGUCGGUGGGUUGCGCACCUUCAGGUUUGAUGCUGAAGACGGCCCUGUCCAUGUGUGGCAGCAUGCUUUUGACCUCCGACUCCAAGGCUUUCCUGGAGAUGUCGGAGAGAUCGUAGUGCUGUACCAUUAUACGAAUGCCUUGGGCUUUCAGAAUGCUGCAAAUCUGGAGCAGACGACAUCAGAGCUGUUCGCAUCGCUCACGGACAGUCGCGCACACUUCGGCAAAGGCGUGUACACUUCGCAGCAUGAACCUUCUGUCUGGAAGCUGCGCACUCGAAUUCUGCUCAACAACUACAGCAACGGGAAUCCUUUUCAAGAUGUCGAAGACGAAGAAGCCCAGCGUGUCUGUGGCGAGUGGGGAGACCAGAACCCUUCCGGCCACCGUGGGUCAUUCUGCAUCCCUCUACUGGUCCCCAAAGCCUUGGCAUUCAACAUCUUCGCUCGGCAAACACCCGACCUCGUGCAGAAGCGGGUGCAAGACAAGAAGACGGGCCAACAGCGGAAGGUCCGGCUGGGCGAAGAUUACAAAGGUAAGCCCGUGCACCGGAGCCGCGACGUCUGGGUCGUGCGCAUCACUGACGACGAUGGCAAGGUGCGCCACGCCACUGCCGAGGCAGACAGCAUGCUCCAGCUACUACAGCGGCGUCUUGCCCACCUGCGCGCGACGUCUGGGGAUGACAAACACGAGACCCUCGCCUGCAUGGGCGAGCUGGCAGGUUGGCUCCGAUCUCGGGGACAAGUGAGUGAAGCGGAAGAGCUCUUCAGAGAGGGCCUGCGCCGAUGUGGUGCGUCGUUGGGUGAGGUGGAUGCGAGCCUGAUCCGCCAGAAAACGUUCGACACGAUCGAUUUCAUGAACAAUCUGGCUCUGGUGCUGCAAGACAAGGGUAACUUUCAGGAGGCCGAGCAUCUCCUGCGCGAGGCUUUGAGCUCAUGCGUCGUCCUACUGGGUGAGGACGACCCCAAGACCCUGAUGUACAUGGACAACUUAGCAGAGAUGUUGGCAUUGCAGGGACGGCUGCGAGAGGCCGAGCCCCUCUGCCGUGAGGUCCUUAACAGACGUCGUGCCGUGCUGGGAGAGCAAGAUUUCCACACGCUACACAGCGCUGCUGGUCUUGCCGGCGUGCUGUACUCACAGGGACACUUGCAAGAUGCAGCGGCUCUUUACCGUGAGGUCCUGGAGGGGCGGCGCGCGGCGCUGGGUCCGCAGCACCCCGAGACGCUGACCAGCAUCAACAACCUGGCGUCAGCGCUGCAUGCACAGGGGCAUCUAGAGGAGGCGAAUCAACUCUUCCAGGAGGCCUUACAGGGAUGCCGUAGCAAGCUGGGGCCCGGCCACCACAAGACCAUGGCGACGGCUUCCAACAUGGCCCUACAGCUCCGGGCGCAGGGGGCGCCUAGAAGAAGCCGAGCUCCUUCUCCAGGAGGCCUUGGAGAACAACGAUUCCAUGCAAGGAGGUCCAGGCCGAUAUCCAGACAUGUUGGCCGCCAAGAGCAACUUGGCGACGCUGCUUCAAGAGCGGAACCGCCUGGAGGAAGCGGAGAAGCUGUUCCGCGAGGCUGUGGACGGAUGUCGUGCCCUUCUUGGGGAGCAUCACCAACACACGCUGACGGCACUGAUCGGCCACUCUGCGGUGCUGCAUGCUCAGGGACAGCUGCAGGAAGCCGAGCUCCGUUGGAACGAGGCCCUGGACCUCUGUCUGAGGACUCUCGGGGAUCAUCAUCCCACCAGUCUGAGACUGUUUUGCAACAGGGCCGCGGCGUUGAACUCCCAGGGCCGCGGGGCGGAGGCCGAGCAGCUCCUCCGGCGGGCUUUGGGCGCCGGGCGCGCCUUUCUUCCCGAGCAAGACCCCAACGUGCUCGAGACCCAAGCCAACCUGGGGGUGCUGUUGGCAAAUCAGGAGCGCUUGGAGGAGGCGGAGCCCUUCCUACGCCAGGCCAUGGAGGGCAGGCGCAGCAUUCUGGGGGAGCAAAAUCCUGA